AUGGAGACACCCACGCACGCGCCCCGGUCACUUCUGCGCCCGUCCUUGACGCCGACCAAGCUUCUGAGCCCGCGCAUGCUGCCCAGCUUCCAGCGCUUCCUCGACACAUCCAGUCCCGUCUGGAGUCCGAAGCUUAACCCGUUCUUGAACCCGCUCGAGCCCACGUGCAAGUCGUUUGCGGGCGAGCGCUGUGCCCGCCUCGGCUGCACGCGCUUUGCGAAAAUCUCGCAGCUCUGCCUCCAACACGUCCGCGAGAUUAUGACACCGAGAACUCUCUCGCGGGCGCAAUCGCCAACUGCGUCCGAGAAGGCCAAGCACGUUAACCGCCGCUGCAAGCACGAGGCCUGCGAAAAGUACGCGCUCGCGGGUGGCUACUGCAUUGGUCACGGCGGCGGCAAGCGUUGCCAAGAAGCCAACUGUCAUACGAUCGCGCAAAGCGGCGGCUACUGCAAGUUCCAUGGCGGUGGCACCCGCUGCCGCGAAGACGGCUGCACGCGCAUCGCGAAACGCAAGGGCGUCUGCAAGGAGCACGGCGGCCGCCACCUUUGCAAGGUUGACGGCUGCCAAAAGUGCGCCCACAAGAGCGGGCUCUGCGUCGCCCACGGCGGCGGCCGCAAGUGCUCGGUCGACGGCUGCACCAAGAUCGCCCAAGGCAAAGGCAUCUGCUACACGCACGGCGGCGGCAAGCGCUGCGCUGUCGAGAGCUGCAACCACGCGGCGCGCCGCGGCGGCUUUUGCAUUACGCACACGAACCGCAGCACGCCUGCCAACUAA
Messenger RNA from Saprolegnia parasitica CBS 223.65, 774 nucleotides. RefSeq lists its product as hypothetical. The transcript has a single exon. The record is from RefSeq and is a predicted model, not a curated record. The coding region runs from base 1 to 774 and encodes 257 amino acids. NCBI's taxonomy places the organism in Eukaryota, Oomycota, Saprolegniomycetes, Saprolegniales, Saprolegniaceae.